Molecule: messenger RNA, 1377 nt
Organism: Chara braunii
Lineage: Eukaryota; Viridiplantae; Streptophyta; Charophyceae; Charales; Characeae
Source: the annotation of a GenBank genome assembly
UAUGGACCCCAGCGCGAUCACUGCCAACGCCGGCCAUGGCUCCCUGUUGACGUCAACACAUCAGGUUGGUCAUGCCUCCUCGUUGGGAUCGUGCACGACAGGAGCAGGAGCAUGGACGAUGAGUGCUGCUACUUGUAGCUGCGGCGAUCAUCGCCAUACAAGGCACGCAGGAAAUGUAGACACUUGCGCGGCAGAUGGCAUUGCUCCUCCAACACUUCAUGCAGAUGUCUUUUGAGAGUGAUUUGCUGCAACUGGCCGUGUUGGAUUCAUCCUUCAUGAUAAUGGCGACGGCCAUGGCUGUUAUGGAGGGACCCUCUCCACCUCGAUGGUGGGUUCGGCCGAGGGCAGAUGGGGCAUGGCAUAAUAUGACACGAGGCGAUGAUGCUGCUGAAGACUAUUACUUCGACAACAUGAGGAUGCGAGAGGUGGUGUUCCGUGGCCUCGUUGCGAACCUGGAACCAUACCUGCAGCGCCAACACACAUGGUACAGGGCGCCCACGCCGCCGGACAAACUGGCCGCGUACGCCCUGUACAGGUGGGCAACCGGCACAAGCUACGACGUGCGUGUGCUGAUGAACUCGUCUCUACGUGAGAGGGCUGAAGACGGAUCACUGUUUCGUGCUGAUCCGCUUGCCCUCCCUGGCGGGAUUGAGACCAGCGGUUACUUACUGGGCUAUGGCGGGUAUCCUAGCUUGCCAUGGUUGGUGGUGCCUUUUGGAGGGCCUCAAGAGGAUGGCUCUGACACGGAGGUGUUCGACACUGCGCAGAAAAGAUGUCGUGGUCGUGUGGAAAGAGCAUUUGGCAGGCUCAAAGGCAUGUGGCGCAUGUUUCUGCGCACCCAUAAACCUCACAUCACUUCAUUGUCCCUGCAGUUCCGUGCCGUGUGUGUGAUUCACAACCUGCUGAUACGCUGCGGGGUUCAGAUGGACCCGGCUCUUGCUCCACGGAAUGUGCACCGCCACCCGGACGAUGACAACGAUGACGACAUCGCUCCGCCACCUCCACCGGAGCUCACAGCUCGGCAAGCUCGUGAUGCAGGCCGCCGCAUGCACGAUGCCCUGCGAACAGUGGUAGCGCACCACGUACGUGAACAACAGAACCGGCAGAACAGGAGAUAGGAGGACUAUGCGCGGAGGCGUCCGCAAAGAUCACUGAAUACAGACAGUGCACGUGGAGAGAGAGAGAGAGAGAGAGAGAGAGAGAGAGAGAGAGAGAGAGAGAGAGAGAGAGAGAGAGAGAGAGAGAGAGUCUGCACAUUGUUUUUGUUUUUAAGAGUGGUGUGGGAACUGCACUGGCCACAGUGUUUAUUUAUUGGUGAAGUGGUGGUCGCUGUGUUUUUCUUUGCUUGCAAUGUGAAAACAAAUCUAUAAUCAUACU